AAAAAACCCUACAUUUUCCAAUGUGAGCCACUUCCUGGUCUCAUUAACUUCAUCCUCGGUGAUUUGGCCAGACUCUGCUUCCAGCCUGAAGCAGGCAGGAGACUGUGUAAGUCAACGGUCCGUCAGGCCCAUCACCAGGCCAGCGUCAAGGUCUCUCCCAAGGACACUGAGAUGAAAACAGCAGAAGAGCCAACCCCGAGUCUUGGGCAGACCCUGGAGUGGCUGAGGAAGGAACUGGCCGAGAUGCAGAUCCAAGACCAGAAGCUCCUGCUCACACUGAGGCAUCUUCGCAGUGUCCUGGAGGAGCUGCGUUCCGAGAGUGCCCACUGGGAGGAUGCCAUGUCCAGCAGAGGGACAUCGCCCAUCAGAGCUCGAGCAGGCUCCGAAGGCCGGGGUCACCAGCCCGUGUCAUCCAGGCGGCUGGCCCAGCUCCUCCAAGGGGUAGAUGGCCGGCGAAGCUCCCUCCCCUAACUGGUCAGAGAUGACCCUGGGCUUGAACCCCCCCCACCACUAAUCUAAGUUUUGUGAUGCUGUUGGGGUGGGGGACACUGGGAUGGGAGUCAAGAAGUCCCUAGGUUCACCUCUGUCCUCAUCUACUAAAUGUCCCUGGACCCAUCA
Messenger RNA from Myotis daubentonii (Daubenton's bat), 618 nucleotides. It is a transcript of the gene C8H20orf202, whose product is annotated as chromosome 8 C20orf202 homolog. Lineage: Eukaryota; Metazoa; Chordata; Mammalia; Chiroptera; Vespertilionidae. The record is from RefSeq and is a predicted model, not a curated record.